Messenger RNA from Gryllus bimaculatus (two-spotted cricket), 951 nucleotides. Lineage: Eukaryota; Metazoa; Arthropoda; Insecta; Orthoptera; Gryllidae. The record is from the annotation of a GenBank genome assembly.
AUGGAGCUGCACGUGGAGGGCGGGGCGGCGGUGCGCGUGCAGGCCGGCGCCUUCUCCGCCGUGCGCGACGUGCGCCUCGUCAACGUGAGCGGCGCCGGCAGCGUGGUGGUGCGGCGCCACGCCUUCCUCAACGUGUCGUCGCAGCACGUGUUCCUGCACGCGGCCGACUGCGCCGCCGUCGUGCUCGAGUCGCACGCCUUCCGCGCGCCCGCCGGCCCGGCCUCGCUCGAGGUGCGCCGCUGCGGCCACGUCGUGGUGCAGAGCGCCGCCUUCGCCUGGCUGCUGCGCGCGCACCUGCACGGGGUGGUGCGCCUCGAGCUGGCCUCCAACGCCUUCGCCCUCGAGCAGCCCGACGGGCGCCGCCACGGGCCCGCGCCCUCGGUGGUGCUGGAGCGGGUGAUGGUGGCGGAGCUGCCGCCGCUGGCCUUCCCGUCACAGGUGGCCGAGGUGCGCCUGGUGGAGGCGCAGGUGCGCGCCGUGCGACGGGACGCCUUCUACGCCCUGCAGCUCAGCGCCGUCGCCGUCGUCAACUCGUCGCUGCAGCAGGUGGACGCCGGCGCUUUCUCCGCGCGCACCCUCGUGCUGCAGCUCAGCGUGCAGGGUUCGCGCGUGGGGUGCCUGGCCAGCGGCGCGCUGCGCGGCGCCGGUGGAGACGGUGGAGGAGGGCGCGGUGGACAUCACGGUGGCCAAGGUGGCGCUGGAGCGCUGCAGCGUGGGCUGCGUGCGCAGCGCGGCUCGCCUUCGCAAGUGAACUCGUGUUGGUGCGCGGCAACUCUUCCGCGAGCUGCAGACGUCACGCCCUCUGGCGCGCCUUCUCAGCGCAUGAGCGGCGGUUGCACGCCUCGAGUGUGCGCUGGCAGAAUACAACGUCACUCGGACCUGCGGCCGGUCGGCUGGGCCGCGUCGCCGAGCCGCGCGAUCCGCGCCGGCGCGGAGCGCGCCGCAAGCUCG